AUGGCUGCAUAUCUUCGUCCUUCGGUCAAGGCGGCCGGACUGGCAGCUGCCGGAGCUGGUGUGGCCUACGCUGGAUACCAGCACUGGAAUUCUACCUCGUCCUUCUUCAACACAGUCCAUGCCGAGUCUUUACCCUCAGACUCCCAGGCAGCUCUGAAGAAAGUGCAAUGGAAGGGUUUCACCGAGCUCAAGCUGGAAAGUGCCGAGAUGGUCAACCACAAUGUCAGACGACUCACCUUUGCCCUGCCGGACGAUCAAUCCAUUACUGGUCUUCCCCUAAUCACAUCUCUCCUCACUCGACAUACACCUGAAGGGGCAUGGGUUCCCGUGUUCAGACCGUACACUCCCGUCAGUGGGAACGACGAAACCGGCCACGUGACAUUCAUGGUCAAGAAGUAUCCCAAUGGCAAGGGAUCCGGCAAGAUGCACUCGUUACAGCCUGGCGACACGCUGCUGUUCAAGCCGUUGCAUGAAUUCGACUACAAGCCGAAUCAGUUCUCCACCAUGACCUUGAUUGCUGGAGGAUCAGGGAUCACUCCCAUAUACCAGUUGACCAAGGCCAUUCUCAACAAUCCGGAGGACAAGACUAAGAUUGCUCUCGUCUAUGCCAACAAUUCCGAAGAGGACAUUCUGCUCAAGAAUGACUUUGACGAACUAGCCAAGAAGUAUCCUGGCCGAUUCACCCGACUCUAUACCGUCAGCAACACCACGCCCCAGAAUGAAGGCCUCUAUGAGAAAGGAUACGUCACCAAAGAAAUUCUGAAGAAAGUGAUGCCCCAAAAGGCGAAUAAGGUGCUAGUCAGCGGCCCUCCAGCCAUGACUGAAAGCGUUGCGGGCGCCAAAGGAGGCUUUGGUUGGACCCAGGGCUCCCUUGGAGGAAUCUUGAAGGAGCUCGGCUACACCAAGGAGGAAGUGCAUAAAUUCUAG
Molecule: messenger RNA, 927 nt
Organism: Capronia coronata CBS 617.96
Lineage: Eukaryota; Fungi; Ascomycota; Eurotiomycetes; Chaetothyriales; Herpotrichiellaceae
Exons: 3
Coding region: 1-927 (308 amino acids)
Biological process (GO): ergosterol biosynthetic process
Molecular function (GO): cytochrome-b5 reductase activity, acting on NAD(P)H
Source: RefSeq, a predicted model, not a curated record